Molecule: messenger RNA, 525 nt
Organism: Darwinula stevensoni
Lineage: Eukaryota; Metazoa; Arthropoda; Ostracoda; Podocopida; Darwinulidae
Source: the annotation of a GenBank genome assembly
UGAAGCCCCAAUGCAGUUUGUUGCUGUGCUCCGAAGUGCCAACUUGCAAGCGGAACGCGGUUUAAAAGCGAUUUCAUUCAGGCCUUCUCCACAUAUUGCCUUCUACCUGAAACGGCCGUAAGAAUGAAGCUCUUGAUCACAAUCUUUGCUUUCUCUGCCAUCGUCGGGAUUGGGUCCAGCAAGACUUUCCACAAGAAUUUACACCUUCAACGAUUUACCAGCAGAGUUGUGGGACCCGCGAAGGAUGCACCAGUGGAUUGCCCACCCGAGAACGACCCCGACGGUGAGGCGAUUCUUCUGCCAAACCCUUAUGACUGUGGCUCCUACUAUGUUUGUGACUGGGCCCAGAAUGGAGAGUUCGCCCUGCAUCUUCCGAAUCCCCUCGACUGUGGAAGCUUCUGUCAAUGCAACUGGGGGACGGCCAUCUACAUGCCAUGUCCUGCAGGUCUCCACUUUAACGCAGAACUCCAGGUCUGCGACUGGCCUGAGAAUGCCGGCUGUGAUAUCAACAGCAGGAACCAUUAA